UCGCCGCGCAUUUUUUCCAGACUAUAAAAUGGAGGAUGACUUGUUGGUAAUCAUUCAGUGGUCAUUUACUACUACUAAGAUGAUGAAGUCAAUCUUCUUUGCUGCCCUUGUGGCUGUUGCUUUUGCUGAUGCUGAGCCUAAGGCUGAUGCUGACGCAGAUGCAUACUAUGGUGGUUAUGGGCACCUUGGAUACUCUGGACUUGGAUAUGCUGGUCUUGGAUAUGGUUAUGGACGUGGAGCUUACGGAUAUGCCGCACCCUCUGCCUACUCUUAUGGAGCUUAUGCUGCUCCUUAUGCCUACUCCGGAUAUGGACAUGGACUUGGCAAGAGGUCUGCUGAGGCUGAGGCUGAGCCUGAGGCUGAUGCCCACUACGGAUCUUAUGGAUCUUAUGGAUACUCCAAUCUUGGAUAUGCUGGACGUGGAUACGGAUAUGCUGUUCCCUCUGCCUACUCUUAUGGAGCUUAUGCUGCUCCCUCUGCCUACUCUUAUGGAUCAUACGCUUCCCCUUUCUAUGGUGGAUACGGACAUGGUCUUGGCAAGAGGUCCGCUGAUGCUGAUGCUGAGCCUGAGGCUGAUGCCCACUAUGCUGCCUAUGGAUACAACAGUGUUGCUGCUCCGGUAGCUUACUCUGCUUACUCUGGAUAUGGAGUCGCUGCCCCCGUUGCUCACCACGCCGUUGCCGCUCCCGUCGCUUCUUACUCUGCUCAUGUUGCUGCACCCGUGGCUGCUUACUCUGCUGGAUACGGAGUUGCAUCUCCCAUCUCUGCUUACUCUGCUGGAUACGGAGUUGCAUCUCCUGUUGCCUACUCAUCCGGCUACGGAUAUGCUUCUCCUCUGUCCUACUCUGCCUACAGACCUAGUUACUCCAGCUACUCCAGCUAUGGAUCUCCCUACGGUUAUGCCGCUUGGUAAUUUACCAAUCCCUCCAAUCAAAAUCCACCACCAUAAACCACCUACCAGUACCAUAAGAAGAAGAAGUUUGAAGUUCUACCACUUAGCAACCACUGAAUCUUUCAGUGCCAGCAAAUUUAUAUAUUAAUUUAUGUGAGUUUGAUGUGUAGGAAAUUGGAAUGUUUUGAAUAAUAAAGUUUUAACUUAGAACUAGAAA
This is a messenger RNA of Eurytemora carolleeae, 1109 nucleotides long. Its product is annotated as prisilkin-39. The coding region runs from base 29 to 913 and encodes 294 amino acids. NCBI's taxonomy places the organism in Eukaryota, Metazoa, Arthropoda, Copepoda, Calanoida, Temoridae. The record is from RefSeq and is a predicted model, not a curated record. The transcript has 2 exons.